AUUCGAAUAGAAAUGAGUCAAUUCUGAGACCCUACGUACUCUCUUCUCAUAUCAAGGUCCGAGGGCAGAGCGCCCCGGGAACCAAAAGCACUUAUUUUGCGCCGUUAUCCCAUAUUCUUUGUCAACUCCAGAGAGCGAUUGAGACUACCCCUUUUCAUCACAACUCUAGUCAAUCUGCUUACGGAGACACUAUGUCGUACACUUCGAGCAGCUCUUCAUCGAGCCGCACUUCAUUGACGCGCACUACUUCAUCGACAUCGACGCGCAUAGCAACAAUAUCGGCAAUGACGACGCCAUUUGUACAGCCAGCUUCCUGCGGGUCACUAUGGAAGAUGGAAACCACUUCGAUAAGUACAAACGGCUCAACAAGCCCUCUGACACUUCUCAUGCCAAAUACAGCCGAUCCCAAGUUCUCUUCUUGCCAGCCAAAUGGGUGGGAUCUCAACACUUCACAACCAUUCACGUUCAGUCCAGCUGUCUGCCCAAGUGACUGGGUCUAUUAUGACUUGCAGGAAUCUAUCUCACACAUUCCUAUCACCGAGUACAACACGGAUAUUACAACUACAUUCUCAAUGGCCUACUGCUGUGCAAGCGACUACGCCUUGUGGAAAAAUUAUGAUUACAACUUCCGGAACCUGCAGAUUGGAUGCUAUCAGACUUUCAACGAUAGCAUUCCUACUACCAUCACACCGACGACAGCAAACUUUGCAACCACUGGAAGCUUGCCAGUAUUCACAAACGGGAUCGUGGCGCAUCAACCAUACACUGUCAAAUGGGCUGCGUCCGACACUCAUAGCAUGACUCCGUCUCUUCCACUGUUGACAAAUAGCAUGCUCGUUCCUACGUGGAGGCCUGGCGAGAAGAUACCAAAGGGAGAGUAUGACAGAUACGGCAGUGACAGCAUAGAGCCUAACGAUGGCGUAAACUGGAUGCCUCUAUUCUACUUUCUUGUCAUCGGCCUUCCUCUCAUCGGAGUGACGUUAAUAUCAUGCUGUGUUUGGUGUUGCUUUCGGGCCCGAGAUAAGAAAUGGAGAAAAAGGAUGGAGCAGCAGGAAAUUGAACUCACGGCUCGAUUUGCCAAUGAGAAUUCUAAGGAGCGGGGGACUACCCAGGUGACUGAACAUGAUGGGCAAACUAAUAGUUAAUGAUAAUGCUACUCUAUUGAUCAGGAAGGAAUGACACCAUAAUUCGACGUGCAAGUUAUC
Molecule: messenger RNA, 1205 nt
Organism: Penicillium subrubescens
Lineage: Eukaryota; Fungi; Ascomycota; Eurotiomycetes; Eurotiales; Aspergillaceae
Exons: 2
Coding region: 192-1145 (317 amino acids)
Source: RefSeq, a predicted model, not a curated record